AUGAAUUCUGACCAGAAGGCAGUGAAAUUCCUGGCAGAUUUUCACAUCAAUGGAGGCAGAGCCCCGGUCCACAGCCCCCUGACGCGGAGGCCCCCGGUGAGCUCCCAGGAACUUCCCCGGGUGGGGGGCGAGCUGGGGUGCCGUCGGCACGGGGUGGGGGGGGGGGUGGGCGUCGGGCGGGUGGAUGGUGGCGUCCAUGUCUCUCGCAGGCCCAGUGCUGCUGUGCUGUCAUCGGGCCUGCAGCCAGAACUGGGGGCGACCUGGGACGAGGUGUGGCUCCAGGCGGGCCUCAGGAUGCCCACGGGCCCCCUCCGGGAGCCCCCGCCCACCUGCAGCCGGACCUUGAGGGCGCUGUGGCUGGAGCGACGCCCGCCCGUCGUCACCGACCUGGAUGUCCCCGGCCCCACCAAGCACCAGGUGCCAGAGGCUUCAGUGCGAGAGUCCUCCCCACACCCCCGCUUCACCAUCGGCCGCAGGCACCCCACCCGCGAGGGCGGCGGCCGCAGGGCAUGGCACACCAUGUGGUUCCAGAGUGAAAGCCCUUUCGCCCAGAAAGCUGACUUCAACCGAGCGCAGAAAUGGCCGUCGCCUGCCCACUACCAGCCACCCAGCCUGCCUUCCUGCCCGGCCUUCAGCUUCAGGGGCCGCCCCGCCUCCAGGGCCCCUGAGGCCCAAGCCCGUCUGGGGAGGCUGCAGGCCUGGGGUGCGUGGCCACGGGCCCAGCCCCUCCUGCAGACCCCUCCGCCUGUGGGGCACAAGACCGGCCCUGGCUCCAGCACCUGGGACAUCCUUCCUGGGUGCCGCCUGCGGGGCCCCUGCCCGCCUGCCUUCUCCACGAGCUGCUCGCCCCAGCUGGCCUCCUGGGUCGGCUCCUGUAAGGAGCCUGCACCCCGGCCCAGCGCCUACAAUGUGGACGACUGCUACAGCUUGAGCUUCCUCUCGGCACCGGGGGUGGUCACCCAAGGUGUGCGGCGACCCAAGCACCGUGACACCGGCCCCUUGUGUGCACUCUAG
Molecule: messenger RNA, 1014 nt
Organism: Hippopotamus amphibius kiboko
Lineage: Eukaryota; Metazoa; Chordata; Mammalia; Artiodactyla; Hippopotamidae
Gene: STPG3
Product: sperm-tail PG-rich repeat containing 3
Exons: 5
Coding region: 1-1014 (337 amino acids)
Source: RefSeq, a predicted model, not a curated record